AUGCAUAGUACAAGGUUCGCCCAUCUCGUGAUAAGGCAUAUAAAACCUAAAACUUUGCAAAAUAUUGUCAAUAAUACGACACCCGGCACAGCAUUCGGAUUUCGACGUUUUUCGGCGGGAAAAGUAGCAAAUAUGAAAUUUGUUCAAUUUACUUACUCAAAUAAUCCAAAUGAAAUUCGUGUCGGACAUUUAGAUGGCGAUAAUGUUAUUGACCUUAAUAAGGCGGUGCCGACCUUACCCAGAACGCUAUUGGAGAUCCUAAGGAAUAAGGAAAUGAAACAAAUUUUCCGCCUCUGUGAAUGUGUUACUGACGCAGCAAAGCUACCGGUAUCAUCUGUAAAUCUUAAAGCACCGAUUACGGGUAUGGACAAGGUUCUAUGCAUAGGACUUAACUAUAAAGAUCACUGUGAAGAACAAAAACUGACGCCUCCUGAGGUUCCAAUGAUAUUCAGCAAAUUCGCUAGUACUGUUGUAGGCCCAUCGGAUAGCGUCCGGCUUAGAGUUGAUGUUACUGAUAAAGUGGACUGGGAGGUGGAAUUAGUGGUAGUGAUCGGGAAGCCAGCGAGUAACGUCAAAGCGAAGAAUGCUUUUGAAUAUAUCUUUGGGUACACAGUAGCUCAGGAUAUAAGCGCAAGGGAUUGGCAGAAGACUAAGAAUGGUGGGCAGUUUUUGCUAGGAAAGUCAAUGGACACAUUCUGUCCUAUUGGGCCGUGUAUUACCACAAGUGAUGAGAUAACAGACCCUCAAAAACUAGAGAUCAAAUGCUCUGUUAAUGGCGUACUUAAGCAAUCGAGUUGCACAGAUCAGUUGGUGCAUAAGAUACCUGAUGUCAUUGAGAGGCUAUCAUCGGUAAUGACUCUCCUACCGGGUGACAUCAUAUUAACAGGCACUCCUGGGGGUGUGGGUAUGUACCGAUCACCCCCGGAAUACCUUAAACCCGGUGACCUCGUAGAAAGCACCAUCCAAGAUAUAGGGACUCUCCUGGUCAAAGUGGAAAAGUUUUAG
Molecule: messenger RNA, 1005 nt
Organism: Pieris macdunnoughi
Lineage: Eukaryota; Metazoa; Arthropoda; Insecta; Lepidoptera; Pieridae
Source: the annotation of a GenBank genome assembly